UAUUAGAGGACUUUUCCAGACCGUAUAUCGGAGAGAUGGCGGAGUUGUGUCCUUUCUCGCCGAGUGAUCGUUAUAGUGGAAGUAGGAAUGGUUUCGUUUGUCCUGUUUGCGAGAAAAACUUCCUGAACCCACUGAAUUUGAGCCAUCACGUCGAAGAGAAGCAUCGCUUGAAGCACCGAGUGAAAUGCGGUGUAUGCGGAUUAGGAUUUGCCAGCGUUAGUGGAUCACUCGAAGGGCACAUCGAACUGUGCGCGGCUUUUCGGAAGAAUACGUUGCACCAGGAUGAUGAUGUCAUAGUUCUCAAGGAGGAACGAAAAGUUGUAGAAACAUUCACGAUUGAAGAUGACACUCCUGAAAGAACGACGAAGAGCGAGCCUACUUCGGAAGAAAGCAGUUCUCAAGAUUCUGGAAUCCCUAUGGAUCUCGAGAGUGAUGAUUCCUCUAGUAACGCAGUUGCUGAAUUGAGUGAUGCUGUUGGUAAUGUGAACCGUCAAGAAGCAAACCAAGUGCCAAUUGACAAACCUGAUGAGCCCCAUGACAAAAGUCAAAAUGAAGCGCGGCCGAGCAGAAGACGUACUCCACUUCGAACCCCCGACCGAAAUUUUGCUUCGGAAACGUGUCGAGAAUGUCUGGCAGAUGUCGCUUGCACAGCAUCUUCCAGCGAAGCAAUCGGAAUCCGAGGUGUCGGGCGCACAAAUGCCAUGUGGUACGAUGUUCACCGGACUUGUGCGAUCUGUCGUAGAUCGAAAAUGUCUUGGAAACACUUCGAAACGCAUUGUAACCCAGGAGCCAUGCGUUGUCCGGUUUGCGUCUCCGAGAAACACUACGAAACCAAGGAGGACUUGCAGUGCCAUUUUAACAUCCAUCACAUGGAAACUUGCCGAGUUGCGUUUCAAGAUAGAUACGUGAACUGGGACGCCAAGGAAUGGUGCAGCCUCUUUCCAUCGUCGUGUCGCAUCUGCGGGCAUUUGGAAGAAUUUUUCGCCAAUUGGUACGAAUUUCAGCGACAUUGGGAAGAGAAGCACGCGGAGAUCAUUGCGGAAUCAAAGCAGGAGGAAAAACAGCCCCGCUCUAUGUCUCGCUAUAGAUGGCAUAGAAGGAAGAUGCGCAAAUGUUAGUUUUGUCGUGCUUCGAGUAUUGUAUUUACGAGGGACGGAGGAAAUAAUUCUCGGGCGAUUGAAACUCCGUGUUAUGAACCGUUGAUGCUUAACUUCAUAUGUGAAUAAUUUUUGGCAGUUCUUGGAAAAUAUAACUGUUCGUGUUCUUGAAUA
Messenger RNA from Notodromas monacha, 1271 nucleotides. Lineage: Eukaryota; Metazoa; Arthropoda; Ostracoda; Podocopida; Cyprididae. The record is from the annotation of a GenBank genome assembly.